Perca fluviatilis (European perch) is the source of this 2078-nucleotide messenger RNA. It is a transcript of the gene ednrbb, whose product is annotated as endothelin receptor type Bb. The coding region runs from base 30 to 1244 and encodes 404 amino acids. NCBI's taxonomy places the organism in Eukaryota, Metazoa, Chordata, Actinopteri, Perciformes, Percidae. Gene Ontology annotation, cellular component: membrane. The transcript is spliced from 7 exons. Gene Ontology annotation, biological process: G protein-coupled receptor signaling pathway; regulation of blood pressure; enteric nervous system development. The record is from RefSeq and is a predicted model, not a curated record. Gene Ontology annotation, molecular function: endothelin receptor activity.
UUCGGGGCCUUUUGAGGAAAUCAUCAACAAUGUGGACCGUUGCUCUCGUUCUUUGUUUGGGAAAUAUUCUCAUCACAGGAGAGGCCAGUGAUCAGCAUUCAGAACCUUUCUCUGUAAUUGAACUCUCUGAAACCGCCUCCCCUGGUCUUUUAAUACUGGAUAAACAGAAAUCCAACAGCUCAAUUCAUCCACCUCAUGUAGCAGGACCGAAAACCCAACACCCUCCUAUGUGCUUGGAGUCAGCUGGAAUCAGAGACACCUUCAAAUAUAUCCAUACUGUGGUGUCUGUUGCAGUUUUUGUUGUUGGAAUAGUGGGCAAUUCAACCUUACUGAAAAUCAUAUAUGUAAACAAAUGCAUGAGAAGUGGACCAAACAUUCUCAUUGCGAGUCUUGCGCUGGGGGAUCUAAUCCACAUUGUGAUAGACAUUCCAAUCAACGCAUACAGGCUCAUGGCAGAAGAUUGGCCAUUUGGCUUGGUGCUGUGCAAACUUGUCCCCUUCAUACAGAAAACCACAGUUGGAAUUACUGUGUUGAGCUUAUGUGCUUUAAGUGUUGACAGAUACCGAGCUGUAGUAUCCUGGAAUCGAAUCAAAGGCAUCGGGGUUCCAUUUUGGACAGCAAUCGAAAUAACUCUGAUUUGGGUUAUUUCUAUCCUGUUGGCUGUCCCUGAAGUUGUCGGCUUUGAUAUGAUAACAAUGGACUAUAAAGACAAGCAUCUGAGAAUUUGUCUGCUUCAUCCCAUGCAAACCACACCGUUCAUGCAGUUUUAUAAAUCAGUAAAGGACUGGUGGCUCUUUGGCUUCUACUUUUGCAUGCCACUGGCUUGGACUGCUGUCUUCUACGCACUCAUGACCAGGAAAAUGCUAAGGAAUACCGAUAAUACAAUAAGUGACCACACCAAGCAGAGACGGGAAGUUGCGAAAACCGUAUUCUGCCUGGUGAUUGUGUUUGCACUUUGCUGGUUGCCUCUAUACCUAAGUAGAAUCUUGAAAUUAACCAUAUACGAUGAGACAGAUCCUAAUAGGUGUCAACUACUGAGUGUCUUUCUUGUCAUGGACUAUUUUGGCAUUAAUAUGGCAUCACUCAACUCGUGCAUCAACCCUAUUGCAUUGUACACAGUCAGCAAGAGAUUUAAAGGAUGUUUCAAGGCAUGUCUGUGCAGUCGGUGUCUACCUCUUCCAGCUGUUCCCCAUGAUGAGGCACAGUCUGUUUUAAAGUCCAGAACGCAGGAUCAAGCCUCAUAGCAGAGCUGCAACUUCAAAGCUCACAAGCAGACUUCCACACCUCUAUCUGAGCAGGAGAACACCUUACUUACUGUGUUAACAAAACUCAGUGAAAAUACAUUGUGAGUGCUUUGGUAUAUCUUUAUUAAAUAUAUAUAUAUAUAUAUGGCUAUCAAAGCAGCUACCAAAACAUCGAUAGCUCAGUAACCUUGACAUGCCACCUAAUACUAUAAAAUACUUGUAAAUGUGAAUUACAUGCAGCACUAUCUUUUGUACUGUUGUUGUCAGUUGAACAUCUGCUUUAGUAUGAGCAACCUGGAGUCAGACUGUUCUGACUAUUUGCCUCCAGGGCUUGACUCACUCCCAACCAUUACAUCAGAUUUUACCUAGUACCUAUCCUGUAUCAUGCAUGCAGUUCUCAAAUCACUGUUUUGGGCACGAUGUUAACCUGGCACCCAUCAACAGAAAUCUUGUCACAGCUUACCGCCUGCAUAUGUAUUAUUUUGAUUCGGUUUCUGGAUUCUGGAAAGACACUGUGCCAUACGAAAUCAAGCAAAUUGGAAUUCAAAAUUACGACGGUGUGUUUUAUGGGCUACGGUGUAUUAUUAGCACAUACAUGUGUUUUUUUUUUUUUUAUCUAUGUUGAGUUUCCCCAUACACAAAGAGUUUAUAGUGUUCCUUUUCGUUCUUGAAUCUUGAGAAACUUAUAAAAUUGGUGCCACAAGUAGAUUCUGUCUCCGCCACUGAAUGACUGAUUGAUGGUGGCCUAUUUUUAAUGCAUUGUUAAAUGUGUAAUGCAUGGAGACACUUUAUAAAAGACCUGAGAGUGGGGAAGAAGGAAAACGAAGAUGACAG